AUGUUGUCUGCAGAAUGGAUGCAGCAGAAAAAUAUUGAACACAAGCAAAAAAUAGAGGAGCUCACUGCACUGUGUACGGAACUCAAAGAGGAACUUGCGAGAAAGGAACUGAAAGAAUAUGAACAAGACGUUCGUAUUCGGGAUUUGAAGACUCAGCUGAAAGAGCUUAGUGAUGUUGAGGACAAACUAUCUCUUGCGAAUCGAAACGCAAGAGUUCUCGAAGAGGAGAAUAAUUCUUUAUUGCUGAAGCUGAAGUCAGGUGAGCUUGAAAAAAAAGCCAGAACAAUGGUACGUGCAGAGGCCAUGAAAUUAAUUGAGGAAAACAACCAUUUGCGAUCGGAUAUUGAUGAGCUUCGUACCUCAAAUAACAAAGUUAUUCAAAGAGAACACCAGCUUGAGCAUAGGUGUAAAUUCCUUACCGAGGAACAGGAAAAAGCGGAUGCUCAAAUCCUUAGCCUGAAGAAGAAAAACACUGAAAUUGAGGAUCGGUUCAGGGAAGAGCAGCACCAAUGGGCACUUGUAAAGGAGGCUUGGGAAGCUGAAAGAACGCGUUACAUUCAAGAUUAUGAGGAAUUACUCGCGUCCAUUCAACGGUUUGAUGGUUCAACGCAACAGCGAGAAUGCCGAGAUAUAAAGGAACGCGGCAAUGAACAACAGCUUCAACAAGCUCUUCUGAAAGAGGAUAUCGCCGAGCUUGAGGAAAAAAUGCGUCUUGCUGAAGAUCGCUUUCGAGCGAAAGAGAAGGAGUGGUGUCGACUUGAAUCUGCUCUUCGAUGUGAAAUUGACUCCUUGAAGAAUAAUAAUAAUCAGGGAGAUAAGGACGUUUAUCACGCUUUUCAGGAACAGUUGGCUUCUUUCAAACAGGAAGUCACGGCUUUUAGAGGAGAACGUAGGAUAAGUCGUGUUCCAUUAAGUUUUCCUAUGAGAUGCGCCCCAAAUGAUGACGAAGAUGAGCGUAUCAGUGAACUUGAAACGGAACUACAAACGAAUACAAGCCGAAUUAAAACACUUGAAGAGAUUAAUGAUAAUCUGAGUCAAAAGAAUAUGGAGGUUUCAAAAGAAAAUGAGUUACUUCGAGAAGAAAUUGAAAAUCUUCAGGACAAAUGUUCUCGUAUGGAAGAUCGCUCAAGUGAACGUGAGGUUCGUAUAAAGGAACUAGAAGUGCUUCUCGCGUCUGCCAAAAAAAACACUAUGUUGUCCGUGGUUUCUGACAUUGAGCAUGGAACCAAACGCGAAAAGGUUUCAGAUUUCGAAAGUGAUGAUGUUUUGAGAGAAAAUGAACAGCUACGCGCGACGUUACGGCAUUAUGAACGGCAACUUACAGAUUUAAAGUCUUCCCAUGCAGAACAACUUGCUUUUCAAGAGGCUCGCCAAAAUGGCCAACUGGCACAAAUUGAAGAGCUUUUGCGCAAAAGUGACGGCACUCGAUUACGUUUUUCAGAACAUAAUUCGUUAAAAGCACCUCCUGCAGAUCGCUUCCAUGAGAUACAGGAUUUCAUAUUAAACGAAAAUGAGCAAUAUCAGAGAAAGAAAGUUGGAAUGGAUCCUGUUCUGAUCAAUAAAUUUACAAAGGAUAAGCUCGACUGCGUGGAUGAGGUGAUGCGUGCUCUUGAGGAUGCAUGGGCGAGUGAAGAUGAGUCCAAGAGAAAAAUCAAAAAAUUACGUCAUGAAAACGCUGAACUUGUCGCUGCAAUCGCAGGUGUUGAACAACGGGGAAAAGAAGAUGAAUUGCGUAGAGAUACACAACAUUUUGAUCCUCGAGAAGAACAAUGUCAAAAAGAUGUCCAUCCGUACCAAGCUGGAAAAGAGCAUCUUACGGAGCAGCUUUAUAGCUUGCAGUAUGAAAAUAAGCUCAAGGACGACAAAAUCAAUGAUCUUCAGGCCCGUUUAGUUGAGUUGGAAAAUCGGUUUAAAAAUGAUAAAGAUCUUUUGCGAAGACAAGAGGGCAUAUCGAAGGAAAAUGAAAUUGAACAAAGAAUGAGGGAACUUGAGGCGGCUAUUGUAGAGAAGGAAGCUGAUCCAAGUGGAAUUUCAAAAUCAAGAGAUAAACGAAUUCAAGAAUUAAAUACUCAGUUGGCAACAAUGCGGGAGGCAAAUGACGGGCUGUGGAAGCAACUCGUGAAUCUUCAAGAGAAAAAGACAGCAAGCCAAGGACGGCCCUCAAGCGGACGCAAUUCUCGCACACCUCGAGGAAGUGCAAGACGUCAUUCGGUGGAGCAUUUGACUUAUUCUCAACCAUCUACUCAAUUGUCUGAAGAAAGAAGAAGGGCUGUGGUUGCAGAUGGAGCGCAUCUUGCCGUUACAAUUGUUGAAUUGUCCGAUGUAAUGAGAAAUGGCAAGCCAAUUACUGAACCUGGAUAUGUCAUUAUAAAGGGAAAAUCGGUAAAGGAAAAGUACAAGACGUCUGUCAAAGAAUUGGCAUCAGUUAUACGGUUUGAUGAAACAUUUGUUUUUUACCUUGCUCAGCCCGAUGAGGAUGUGAUAACGCUUCAUGUCUAUUACAAGGCGAAGAACAGCUCACGCGAAUACCAUGUUGGUGAUGCUUGUUUCACAAUGGCUUCUUUAUAUAGGGGCGUUCCUCGACAACGUCUUGCUAUCGUGGCCCAAAAUCCUGGGACGAAGGAUGCACGAAGGUCAGCUCAAGUUGAGGUUAUCAUGCAAAGUGAUGAUUUUGGAAAAAUGACCGUUCCUACGGAAGCAGAGAUUGAAGACGAAAAACUGCGAUUCAAUGAACUUUUGAAAAGAAUGGAAAUAAGCUCCCCAGAAAAUUUGCAUUGUGUUGAUGUUUUGAUGGCCGCAAACACCAUUCCGUAG
Molecule: messenger RNA, 2814 nt
Organism: Trypanosoma rangeli
Lineage: Eukaryota; Euglenozoa; Kinetoplastea; Trypanosomatida; Trypanosomatidae
Product: viral A-type inclusion protein
Exons: 1
Coding region: 1-2814 (937 amino acids)
Source: RefSeq, a predicted model, not a curated record